This is a messenger RNA of Kluyveromyces lactis, 1716 nucleotides long. RefSeq names its product transcription factor TFIIIB subunit BDP1 (gene BDP1). Gene Ontology annotation, molecular function: RNA polymerase III general transcription initiation factor activity; TFIIIC-class transcription factor complex binding. Lineage: Eukaryota; Fungi; Ascomycota; Saccharomycetes; Saccharomycetales; Saccharomycetaceae. Gene Ontology annotation, biological process: transcription by RNA polymerase III; RNA polymerase III preinitiation complex assembly. Bases 1 to 1716 code for a protein of 571 amino acids. The record is from RefSeq and is a predicted model, not a curated record. The transcript has a single exon. Gene Ontology annotation, cellular component: transcription factor TFIIIB complex.
AUGAGUAGUGUUGUGAAUAAAAGCGCCAAGCGCUUUGUUCCUAAAUUAAGAGAAAGACGGAUACUGAACUCCACACCGGCUCCAACUGUGGUACCACCAGUGUCCGAUGACAUAACCAAGUCUACUGCUGAAGAUUCCCAUGAAAAUGAAGCCGAUAACGAGGACGGACUGAAUGAGUCUAGUACAGAUAAUACGGAGCCAAAAAGAAGUGAUGAAGAAUCCAAAAUUAACGAAACUGUUGACGAGGACGAUCCACUAAGUCAAACAACUUUAGUCAAGAAUUUGAACCCAUCAAGAACCAGCACUCAGAUACCGGUUGUCACAGUAUCAAGUGCUACCAACCGCCGUAGGUCUAGUAGACUAGACUCGCUCUCUGGAACUAAACCUACUUUCAAGUCUGGUUUCAUGGGGCCUGGUUCCUUGAAUACGGGAAAUGUACCAGAAAGAAGCAGAAGGCUCUCCAGUAUAUCCACAGGGUCACUGAGAAAGAAGAGUUUAACAGUUAAUUCGGAGAAUGAUUCUUCACUGCAAGCAAUUAAGCGGAGACGAAUGUCAUCAAGAUCCUCAACCGGAAAAGGACCGGGUAAAGUUCAAAGGAUUAGUAUAGUAUCACGGAUGAGUAGUCCAGACGACGAUUCAUUAACUGCAAAACCAGCUGGUGACUCUGAAAACUGCGACGAUAUCUUCCAAAGAACUGAUGAUCUUUAUCAGAAAUACACCAUUACCAAUUUGAAGAUGAUUCCAAAGAAAAUAGCGGACAAAGAUUCAUCCAAAUACUUGAUAGACGAAGAAAACUUUACUAUGGCGGACCUAUGUAAACCAACGCUUCCCAUAGGUGAAAUAUCUGAGAAUUUUAGCAGGGCUAAGGAAGCUGCCAAGCUAAAGAUUGAAAGGAGAAGAAAACGCAGGGAACUACGAGAAAUGGCUAGAAAAGAGUUCAAGUCCUUGAAUGAACUAGUAACGGAAGAAGAAAAACAAUUGAAAGAGGAAAGAAAGAAAGCCGCCCAGGAUCUUUUUGAUACGGAAGUGCCAGAUGAGAAACCCCAUCAAGGUAUUCAAUUGAAGAUGGCCGCAGAUGGAUCUAUGGUUGUUGAUGAGGAAUCUAUGGUUGUCGACAGACAUAAGAACGCGUCUCUUGAAAAUUCAUCUAAAGAAAAAAUUCAGAACAAUCCAUUCGAAAAUUUAUACAAUUCUGCUACGUACGGUCGUCAGCAGUUUACAGAUCCAUGGACUAUUGAAGAAAUGAUCAAGUUUUAUCAGGCGUUAUCAAUGUGGGGGACAGAUUUCAAUCUAAUAUCUCAACUGUUUCCUUAUAGGUCAAGGCGGCAAAUCAAAUCAAAAUUUGUGAACGAAGAAAAAAAGCAUCCUGUCAUGAUAGAACUUGCAUUGAGAUCUAAGCUUCCGCCAAACUUUGAACAGUAUUGCAAAGAAACAAGAAAAAAUAUCGGCACGGUUACUGAGUUCAACAAGCGCUUAGAUCAACUACAAGUGGAACAUGAAGAGCAUCUAAAGCAAAUUGAAGUAGAACGUCAAAAUGCUAGAGAGCAAGACAUCAAGCAACAAACUGUUAAAGAGCAUGAAAGAUCACAAAAAGGUAAACAUGGAGGUAGGUACGAUCAACUCAAAGGAUACAGAAAAUCGGAAAUCGUUCUUGGAUCUAUCGAUGACCUCAAAAAGAAGAGAGCUGAGGAAGCAGCUAUUGAAGCUCAAACUUAG